Molecule: messenger RNA, 649 nt
Organism: Camellia sinensis
Lineage: Eukaryota; Viridiplantae; Streptophyta; Magnoliopsida; Ericales; Theaceae
Product: NADH dehydrogenase [ubiquinone] 1 beta subcomplex subunit 10-B
Cellular component (GO): respiratory chain complex I
Source: RefSeq, a predicted model, not a curated record
CUUGUCGAAAGUAGACGAGGGGGGAGAGAAAGAGAGAGAGAGAGAGAGAGAGAGAUGGGGAGGAAGAAGGGAGUAGUGUUGGAUGAAGGAGCGCCGGACGACUUCGAUCCGGAGAAUCCAUACAAGGACCCUGUGGCGAUGCUGGAGAUGAGGGAGCACCUGGUGAGAGAGAAGUGGAUCGACAUCGAGACCGCCAAGAUCAUCCGCGAGAAGCUCAAAUGGUGCUACCGCAUCGAAGGUGUCAAUCAUCUCCAGAAGUGUCGCCACCUUGUUCAGCAGUACCUCGACUCCACCCGCGGCAUAGGCUGGGGCAAGGACCACCGCCCCCCUUCCCUUCACGGUCCUAAGGUUGAAUCCGAAUGAUUUUCUUCUUCGAGGUGACUGAAAUUGGUGCUAGUGGACAUGAAGAGUGAAGAUGGUGUGGCUUGCCCCAACAAUCGGUGUGGUUGAAUUCUGCUAUCGUCUUCAAUUUUCUUUCUUGUUAUAUUAGAGCCAAAUGUGGAGGCUUUGGUCUUCAUAGUUAUUUCCUUUGCUUUUUGGCAUUGAAAACUCAUAAAAUUUGUAUCGAAACAACAACGAAUCCAGGGUACAUUAGAAGACGAAAUAAAUCUGUUUUAUAGAUGCUUGUGGUUGUUUUUGUUUAUGCCUA